This is a messenger RNA of Seminavis robusta, 1575 nucleotides long. NCBI's taxonomy places the organism in Eukaryota, Bacillariophyta, Bacillariophyceae, Naviculales, Naviculaceae. The record is from the annotation of a GenBank genome assembly.
AUGGCAACCUCACCGCAACAAUGGACUGCCGAUGAUCCUCAAGAUGCUGCCCAAGCCCGUUCCAAGUUGAAUGUAUGGCCGUUGGACGAACACAAUGCCGUUCUCCUCAAUCAAGUUCAUCCCAAAGAAUUCCAGGAUGCCACGCCACACGAAGAAUACGAUUUGAUUGCCAUUGGCAGUGGCGCGGGUGGGUUGGUGUCGUCCAAACAAUCGGCACGGCGUGGGGCCAAAUCGGCCAUGAUCUCGGAACAUCUGGCCGGUGGCGAUUGUCUCAAUGUGGGAUGUGUCCCCAGCAAGGCACUGCUCCGAUCCGCCAAAGCCGUGGCGGCCGUUCGAGACGCCGCCCAAUUUGGGGUCGUUAUUGGUGGAGAUAUUAGCGUCGAUUUUGCGGCCGUCAUGAAACGAGUCAGAUAUUGUCGGGCUAAAAUUGCUCCUGCCGAUGGACAUGUCGGUACCGAAGCUGCCGGAACACAUGUCUAUCAAGGCAGAGGGGUCCUCACGGGAGCCAAUACGGUGGAAGUGAAUGGCAAGACUUUGAAAUUCAAAAAGUGUGUCAUUGCCACGGGUGGACGUCCCACUAUUCCCCAGAAUGUGCCAGGUCUAGAGGAAGCACCCUACAUUACCAAUGAACAAUUGUUCAAUCUCGAACAGCUACCGCCCCGCAUGGUGGUGCUGGGUGCGGGAGUGAUUGCACUGGAAAUGGCACAGUGUUUUGCCCUCUUGGGAAGCAACGUAACCGUCAUUAAUCGCUCAUCGAGGCUCUUUGAAUCCAAACAGGGAGAUGCCGAGGCUGCCGCCAUUAUUCAAAAAGCACUCGAAAGUCACGGUGUCACCUUUCUUUCCAAUGCCAAAAUUACAAAGGUCACCACAAUCGAUGCUGGUUGUUCGGAAUCCAACAAAUUGCCAGUGAUGCAAGUCACUGUCAAUGACAAGCAAGACCUGGGCUGCGACUGUCUCUUGGUUGCUGCGGGACGUUCUGCCAAUGUCGAAAACAUGGGCCUCGAGAACGCCUAUGUCGAAUACGAUCUUGGAAAGGGAAUUGUCGUCAAUGAUUUCGGUCAAAGUAACACCAACCCUUCCAUCUGGGGUGUGGGGGACUGUGUGGCAGAUGUCCCACGUCUGACGCAUAUGAGUGGAGAAAUGGCCAAAAUGGUGGUGCAAAAUGCAUUGGCAGGAGAUGAUUGGAAACUCAGUAGUUUGGUGGUACCGGCUGUGGCGUAUACAGAACCGGAAUAUGCCACCGUAGGAGUGGUCUCCCAAGACGCGGCUGCCAAGCAAGGACUGGAAGUCGAUGUCUAUCGUGCUGGACUGGAACACAAUGAUCGUGCCAUUUGCGAAGGAAACAAUGUCGGUUUUUGCAAGAUUCUCUGUAAAAAGGGAACGGAUGAAAUAGUGGGAGCCACCAUUGUGGCAGAACGAGCCGGAGAAAUGAUCAAUGAAGUGUCUCUCGCCAUCAAGAACAACAUUGGCCUCUAUGCCAUUGGACGAAACAUUCAUAGCUAUCCCACCACAGGAGAAGCUGUCAUGGGAUGCGGCGUCCAGUACAUCAAUUCCAAGUUGCCACGGUUUGAUUGA